UUUAGGUCUCAACCUAAUAUCCGGGUUAAAUCAAGACAAGCUUUGCGCGAUACCACACUGUGGACAGGUUUCUUAUUCAACAAGUAGUCGUGUUUGAGUUGUCGCGGUUUAUCAAAAAUGUAUUUAACGUAUCGCAGCUUUACAUUGUUGGUUUUUCUUUCAGCUCAAUUCUUCCGCUCAGAAUGCUUUGACGCUAAGUUUGAGAAAAAUCUAAAGUCUUCAGAUUUGAAGCAAAAAUUGGCCAAAGCAGAAGCCCUUAGAAUGGAGGGUAGUCCAGAAUCUGAAAAGGAACAGGAAGAAACUGAACCUAUAUCAGUAUUGGGGAUUACAGUGCCACCAGAAUUAAUCAAUAACACAGUUGUGAAAGAUCAUCACACUUAUUAUAACUCUACAUUUUAUUCAAACCCUAAUGAAGGCAAGCAAUUUUGGGUAGAUUUAGAUUCUCCUUCUAGUCAUGCUAAUAUCCAUGAAAUGUUAUCUAAUUCUCAUAGGCAAGCUACAACUGUAGAACUGUCUUUCGAUUUUCCGUUUUAUGGACAUCUUUUGAGGAAUAUCACUAUAGCAACUGGAGGUUUCUUAUAUAUGGGAGAUUACUUGCACAACUGGAUUGCUGCUACGCAGUAUGUGGCUCCUCUAAUGGCUAAUUUUGAUACCAGUCAAUCGCCGGAAUCUGUGAUCAAGUAUGCUGAUAAUGGAACUGCUUUUACUACUGAAUGGAAAAAUGUUUACAUCCAAGAUCAUAUGAAUGAUGGCAGUUUUACAUUCCAAACAACUUUGCUUAAGAAUGGAGAUAUCGUGUUUGCAUAUAAAGAUAUUCCCUAUCCAAUUGCCAACAUUUCUGAUGUUCGUCAUCCAGUCAAAAUAGGUAUAUCUGAUGCAUAUAUUUUGGAACGAUCCCUUUUCUUUGUUAGAAGAAAGACCAUCUAUGAAUAUCACAGAAUAGACAUGUUAAAAAGAGCAGUUUCCAACAAUACAGCCAUUCAUUUUACUGCCUUACCAACUUGUCCUGGUUACAAAGAUUGCAACUCAUGUCAAGCUGCAGAUCCCAAAAUGGAAUGCAGUUGGUGUGAAGCACUCAAAAGGUGUUCUGACGGUAUAGAUCGAGAGAGACAGAAUUGGAUAUCCUCUGGAUGUGUGCUUAAGAAAGACAACACAUGUCCUGCUGAAUCAGGCUUGCCUAUUGAUCACUCUACCAUUUCUGAUAAAGGAUCGCUUGACAAAGGUAUAACACCAAAGUCGUUUGCUAAAUCAACUUCUAAAUAUGGUCCUUCUUCACCUUAUAACAUGGAUGCUACCUACAGUGUUACAGAUCCGUCGAAUAAUGAAAUUGGUGGUCCUGCACAUUAUGUUCAAGAAGAGGUAAAUAGCAGUAGUGGAGUGAGCACAGGUGCCAUUGUCACUAUUGUUGUAUUUCUGGCUGCUUUGAUCGGAGCAGGCUUAUGGGUAGGCUAUGCCUACAAAUUCCCUCAAACACCUUCUGGACAAUUCCUCAUCAAGUACCGUCCAAGCCAGUGGACAUUCAAAUCGAAGGAGGACAACAAUUCUGUUUCCAGCAACUCACGCCAUUUGUGAAAAGUGAAAGAAUCUGCAAAGUGGCUCUUUUGAAAAAAAAGUCAUUGAAAGGCUCAUUGCUCUUUUUGCCAUCAUACUAAGGAGGUUUUUUAAUUCUCAAGACACAGUUUAAUGGUUUUAGAUUGUGUGACAUUAGAUCAUGAAAGGAUUCUUUGUCCUUAUGAGUACAUUAUUUUGUUUUGUAUAGUGUAUAACAAUUUUAUGAUAUGUUGUUACUUGUCAUAGUUUAAUUGUGCAUUUAAUUAUAUUCCACAAUUAUAUAUAAACUCAGAUUUUAUAUUUUUACAUGUAAUAUAUAUACACUGUGAAGUUCAAUCAAAAGUUUUUAUUGCAAUGAAAUAUAUUUAUUUGUUGUGUGUUUUGAGGGCUUUUGAAAGGCUUUAUGUAUGUAAAAUUCAAUAUGUAUUUUAGUUUCUUUUUAGAUGCAUUUAUCUAAAUUUUGGAGUAUUCAGGGUGAUUUAAGAUGCUUAUCUUUAAAAAUAUAAAAAGUUUUAAUAUAUAAUCAUUAAUGAUUUUUAGCAUUUAGACAAAAUGUUGUUUUUAUCUGAGUAUCUGAUUCAUUCUUUUUAAUAGUUUUUUUUAUCAAUUGCAUGCUAUUUUAUAUAUUGUUUCCUUAUCAGCAUCGAGGCAGUUAUUGUUUUAAAUGUCUAAGUGACUGAAAAUAAGCUCAUGAAAACUUUUAAUAUCCUGGAAAUGUUUUUAUACUUUGUUUACAGUAAGCUAAUUUUUUUUAAAAAUUUAACAUUCAUUGUUGAAAUUUUAAUCAUAAAAUAGUAGAUUUAUUUUUAGAAAAAAAAGCUCUAAAAGUACUUUAUAUAUUUUUAAUAUAAAAAUAUAUACUACUAAGGUCUAAUUUAGCUAUUUUGUAUCAUUCAGCUGUUUAUCAUUAUUAUAUAUACCAAUUUAUUCUUAGUUCUAAUUUUUUGUACAUUGCUUUGUAAUCUAUAACCUAAUUUUGAACUGAGUCCAGUAUAGUUUAAAGCAGCAUUCUGACUUUUAAAAAAAGGCAACUUUUUGUUUUGUUUAAUAUUUUUUUUGUUAUGUAUAUUAUUUAUAUACUGCAGGUAAUAUAAAUUCAACUGAUGUAAGCUAAGUUUCUUUAAAAAUAAUUCUUAUCUCAUUUAUUUAUAAUAAUGAAUCAUUCAUUUAUAUAAAUGAAUAGUAUAAUUGUAUAAUAUUUAUGUUUUUAUUGAAAAUUUUCAUUCUCCGGAUAUUUGAAAUAUAUUUAUCUUAAAUAAGCCAUUUAAACACUUUUUGAAAUCUUUUUUCAAAAUACUCGCUGAAAGGCUUAUUUAACAAAAAGUACAAAUUCAAGGAGUUUACAGAGUUUUAUCUCCCAGUUGUACUUAUUUCUAAUUUAAUGUAUUUUACAAAUUUUGUUAACAUUGCUUGAAUGAUUUUGCUUAUUUUUCAAGAAUAAGUUUACUCUGAAGCCUUUGCUCUUUAAAAAGAUAUUAAAUGCAUAAUCAUUCAUGUCAUUGUUGCGAGGAACCAUUUAAGUUGUCAGUACAGCAAAAAUUAUGAAAGAUGAUAUUCCACCCAAAUAAAUAGGCCUAAAUAGGAUCCUAAUGUAUUUUUUUAAAAAAUUCAAUUUAUCUGAAUAUUAUACAGUUUUUAAUAUCAAUAUUUUAAGUCAUAAAACUAUAUAUUUUAAAUAAAAAUUGUUUAAUCUCAUGAAAAAAAAAAGUUUUUAUAAUACUUGGCCAUGAAAGAACAUAUACCAUUCACCCAUGAAUGAUGUAAUAUGUUCUAUUGUAUCAUUCACGUUUUGGCCUCUUGAAGCUUUCAACUUAAGUUGUUAUUCAUGAUAGUUAAAGUUAUGUGUUCUACAUUUAAAAUUAGUUAAUUUUAUACCAUCUGCAUAUAUUUUCUUCCCUUAACCCAUUGUUCUACGCCCUAGUAUUCUUAACUUGUUGCUCAAGACCUUUUACAAAAAAUAAAACUAAUUAUUACAAUUAAUAACAGAUAUAUACCUUUAUAAAGUUAAAAGUACAGUCAACCUUAUAAUUGUAUAAAUAAGGUUUAAAACCUUAAUUAAAGCUGAAAAAAAAAGCUAUUGAAAUUAAUUAUAAAUAAAGGCCUCAUUAUUUUUUUUACUACAUGGUUUAGAUUAAAAAAGUAGUGUUUAAUAUAAUUUCAUUAUUAUUUUUAUUUCAGUAUUGGAAAAUAGUUUCUUUAACAUGCAAUGAAAUUUACUGUAAUAUCAGUGUGAUAUUUUUUUUUUUAAUCCACAAAUUGUUUAGCUCAUUAUUGUUAUGUAUUCUAAUUAUAUUUCAUUCGUUUUUUUUUUCCAGUCUUUACAAAUUGCAUUUUAAUCCAUAAAAAGAUCUGAAUCAUAUAUAUUCAUGAAUAAAUGUUAUUAUUUUC
Messenger RNA from Argiope bruennichi, 3939 nucleotides. Its product is annotated as plexin domain-containing protein 2-like. The transcript is spliced from 14 exons. Bases 118 to 1572 code for a protein of 484 amino acids. NCBI's taxonomy places the organism in Eukaryota, Metazoa, Arthropoda, Arachnida, Araneae, Araneidae. The record is from RefSeq and is a predicted model, not a curated record.